Cyprinodon tularosa is the source of this 3337-nucleotide messenger RNA. RefSeq lists its product as uncharacterized. Lineage: Eukaryota; Metazoa; Chordata; Actinopteri; Cyprinodontiformes; Cyprinodontidae. The record is from RefSeq and is a predicted model, not a curated record. The transcript has 2 exons. The coding region runs from base 452 to 3337 and encodes 961 amino acids.
GUUUCUAAUGGCUCCUCCGCCAAAAGACAAGAAGCUGCAGCGGAGUAUGAAGCCACAAAGGCUGUGCUUAAGAUAAUGACUGAACAAGAGAAAUUCAGAGAAAAAAUCCAAACCAUAGAAGAAGAAGACAAACGCAUAACUGCAGAACAGCAAGCUGCUGUGAUGUCACAACUCCAGCUAGAGGAAAGAGAGGAAUCAGAACGCAAGUUGAAAAGAGAAAAAGAAAAGGCAGCUGUGAUAAAGAGACAACAAGAGGAAAGUGCUGCAAGGAGAAAGUCAGUCGAGGACUUAAAAAGGGAAAUUCAAAGACUGGAAAAUCUGAAAGGACUCAAUGCAGCAAAGGCAAAAUUACAAGUUUAUGAAGAGGACUACUUUUCAGUAAAGCAAGAAAGCAUCACUCCAAGUCCUGCAAACAUACAGUGGUCAUUUCUCCAAGAACUGCAGCAACCGAAUGACAUGCAACACAUGCUCCAAACGACAUCCCACAUGUCUGCAUGAAGAAAGACAAAGACAAGAGACAAAGAAAGAACAACCGAAAGACCAAGAAGCAGCUGAACGGAAGGAAACUCAGCAACAGGUAACACAGUCACAAGACGCAGUUAACGAAAUUACAUCUAACAGAGUGACUCAUGAAAGUAGAAACACACAGACAUCUGCAAUAGUACCUGUUUAUGUAUCCACACAAAAUGAGCCAAGCAAAGAAAUACUUACCUACGCUCUGCUGGACACACAGAGUGAUUCAUCUUUUAUUCUCAAUGAAGUAGCAAACAAUCUGGACACAGUUAAAACCCAGGUUAAGCUAAAAUUAUCUACGAUGUCAUCCAAGAAAACAAUUGUACCAUGUACAAAGCUUGAAGCUCUGCAAAUAAGAGGAUUGUUUUCCAAAAAGAAACUCACUGUGCCAAUUGCUUACACACGUGAUUUUAUACCUGCCAAUCGUAGCCAUAUUCCUACUCCAGACACGGCAAGGUCAUGGCCACAUUUGGAACAUCUCUCUGAAUACAUUGCUCCACCAUUGGACUGUGAGAUAGGACUCCUGUUAGGCUACAACUGUACACAAGCUUUAAUGCCCAGAGAAGUCAUAUGUGGUGAAGAAAACCAACCUUAUGCCCAGAAAACAGAUUUGGGCUGGAGCAUCAUAAGUUACUGUGAUUUAGUUGAUGCAGGCAGCGAUGUUAUUGGAGUAAGCCAUCGCAUCACUGUAAAGCAAGUAAUACCAGAGACUGAGCCAACCAUGAAGCUAAAGAAUAAGGUUCAUUACAUCUGCAAGACACAAGUAAAAGAAGUAACAGGACCAGAUGUAAUCAAAGCUCUUGAAGCAGAUUUUACAGAGAAAGCAGUGGAAGAAACAAGCAUUUCACAAGAAGAUGUCUGCUUCAUAAGAAAGCUACAAGAAGGAAUAAAACAAAAGCAGGAUGGACAUUUUGAAAUGCCCCUGCCUUUCAAAAACGACAGACCAAAUCUUCCCAACAACACGUCAUGUGCAAUGCAACGCUUAAGCAGUCUCAAACGCAGAUUCAUAAGGGAUCAAAGGUACUACUCUGAUUAUGUAAGGUUCAUGGAGGACAUUAUUGCAAGUGGUGACGCAGAGAAAGUGCCACAGAAAGAACUCUGUAAUUCCCCUGCCUGGUAUAUUCCCCACCAUGGGGUAUACCACCCUCAAAAGCCUGGCAAGAUUCGUGUAGUUUUUGACUGCUCUGCACAAUAUCAAGACACUUCGCUAAAUGAACACCUGCUUACAGGGCCUGACCUCACAAACACUUUAGUGGGAGUACUCUGUAGGUUCAGGAAAGGAUCAGUGGCUGUAAUGUGCGACGUGGAACGUAUGUUUCACCAGUUCCAUGUAACGCCCCAAGACCAGGAUUAUUUACGCUUCCUAUGGUGGGAGCAUGGUGAUCUAAGUGUUCCCCCCUCAGUCUAUCGCAUGAAGGUUCACCUGUUUGGUGCAGCUUCUUCACCUGGUUGUGCCAAUUUUGGUUUAAAACAUCUAGCCACACAAGGUGAGGGAAAGUUCUCUCCAAACACAGUGAAGUUCAUUCAAAGAAAUUUUUAUGUAGAUGAUGGACUUGUAAGUGUUAAAUCUGAAGCAGAAGCAAUCAAAUUAGUAAAAGAAGCAAGAGAGCUGUGUAGCACAGGCAAAUUAAGAUUACACAAAUUUGUUUCAAACAGUGACAAUGUGUUAAAGUCGCUGCCCAGAGAGGAGUGUGCUGACAGUGUUAAAGAUUUGGAUCUAGCACUUGGAGAGCCACUGAUGGAAAGAGCACUUGGUGUUAUGUGGUGCAUCUCUUCUGAUGAGUUUCAGUUCAGGAUAACAGUCAAAGAGCACCCAAUGACAAGAAGAGGAAUCCUGUGCACAGUAGCAUCAGUGUAUGAUCCACUGGGAUUUGUGGCACCCUUCAUCCUUAAAGGAAAACAAAUCUUGCAACAGCUAUGUCAAGAAAAGGUUGGAUGGGAUGAGCCUCUUUCGGAUCAACUCUACAGAGAGUGGGAAUCCUGGCUCCUAGAUCUUCAAAACUUGUCAAAGGUGAGAAUCCAAAGAUGCAUACUACCUGAAAACAGAGACAUCACACAGUGUGAUUUACAUCAUUUUUCAGACGCCAGUGUGACAGGCUAUGGACAAUGUAGCUACUUAAGAACAGUCACAUCCAAAGGAGAUGUUCACUGUGUGCUAGUCAUGGGAAAGGCACGCGUUGCUCCAACCAAAGUCACCACUGUCCCUAGACUUGAGUUAACAGCUGCAGUAGUUGCAGCAAGAACAAGUGUAAUGCUAAGAAGGGAACUGGAGAUCAGCAAUCUUCAAGAACAUUUCUGGACAGAUUCUAAAGUGGUGUUAGGAUAUGUGAAUAAUGAUGCCAAAAGAUUUCAUGUGUUUGUGGCAAAUAGGAUUCAAAUAAUAAAAUCACUCACAGACCCACAGCAGUGGCAUCAUGUACCAUCUGAGAAUAAUCCUGCAGACCAUGCAUCAAGAGGAUUAAGUGUCCAACAGCUUCUCAAAUCUAACUGGUUUAAAGGACCAGAGUUUUUGUGGCAAAAUGAACUACCCCUUGAAACUGACAAGAUAAGUGAAGUUGUUUCUAAUGACCCAGAACUGAAAGCCGUACAUGUGCUCAAAACAGAAGUACAAGAAAAGAGAACAAUACUUGAUCGUCUCAACAAAUUUUCUGAUUGGAGAAGAGCUGUUAAAGCUAUUGCUCGUUUAAGGAAAUUUGUGAAAGAUUUUAAAGGAGACACACAAACAAAAGGUGGAAGCACAUGUGUUGAGGACAGACGAGAAGCAGAAAUGUUCAUAAUAAACUUGCACAAGGAAACACUUUCAGCAAGGAAAUCAAGGACUUAA